Sycon ciliatum is the source of this 1945-nucleotide messenger RNA. Its product is annotated as alpha-ketoglutarate-dependent dioxygenase alkB homolog 4-like. The coding region runs from base 25 to 1398 and encodes 457 amino acids. The transcript has 2 exons. The record is from RefSeq and is a predicted model, not a curated record. Gene Ontology annotation, molecular function: oxidoreductase activity; demethylase activity. Gene Ontology annotation, biological process: demethylation. Lineage: Eukaryota; Metazoa; Porifera; Calcarea; Leucosolenida; Sycettidae.
AAUUAUUAUAACUGUUCUCCAGAAAUGGAAUUAGGAGAAGAAUCAGUUGGGCCCUCUGUUGAUCGGCCAUGCGGCUGCAAAGGAGUUCGUUCGUGUGGCUUGUGCGAGGCUUCUGGCGCUCAGAAGGAGCUUCAUGUCCGAGAUCACGUUGGCGAGCACAGCAUAGGCCCGGUGCUGCAGCUUUGUGCUGAUUGCUGGCGAACGUUUCCAGCCUCAGAAAUCAGAGAGAAUGUAGAAACCCAAUCGUGUCGGAGGCAUGCGGAGUUUGAAGCGAUCUUGCGCGGCGUUCGUGUGUAUCCGCAGUUUGUCAGCGAAGAAGAAGAACAAUCCAUUAUGGAAUGUAUAGACAAUAGCCCGUGGAAGCCAUCACAAUCUGGUCGUAACAAACAGGACUACGGGCCUCGGCCGAACUUCAAGAAGCGCCGCGUCAAGGUGGGCAGCUUCUGCGGACUGCCGGCGUUCAGCGACGCACUUCUUCGGCGCAUGCACGGUACGGACAGCCCGGCCAACGCUGCUGCUCUUGAUGGUGGCUAUGGGCUGAGCAGUUUUGAACCUGUUGAACAGUGUCACUUGGACUACGACCCACAGCGCGGUUCAGCCAUUGAUCCGCAUCGCGACGACCAGUGGCUGUGGGGAGAACAACUGGUCACCGUGAAUCUGCUCUCCGACUCCGUUCUGACGUUCACCCUGGAGGAGAAGGACCUGGACGUGCUGCGAGACUUUCCCGUCGCGUACGCGUCCUGCCGCGAUGCUCUCGAGACACGGGACGCGGCGAGAUCCUGCUGUGGACGGCCGGCUAGCACGCGCGAUGCUGCGGAUCCCUGUUGCCGUGAUCCUGUGCCGCGCUGCUGCAAUGCUUCCAGUCCCAGCAGCAGCAGCAGUACGGGCAUUCCUGCUGGUGGGAGCAACGGACAAGAGACUAGUGCGGAAUUGUGCUAUCAUCAAACAACCGAUAGUGAUUCCCGUGGGCCGCUCCAAGAGAAACCUGGGCCACUAUUGCAACUGGCAGCUUCGUCAUACAGAUCGGAUGCUGAGUCUGCUGAAAGCGACGCACUGCUGACAAAGCCUGCACCGAAAUCUGUAACUGGUGGAUCGACAGCUCAAGCAGCAGCAGGCGGUAGAAGCCGUGACCGUGACACUUCGCACAACCACUCGGCGAGUACGCGCUCUGUGUGCACCGUGGAGGUGCCCAUGCCGCGCCAUUCGCUCCUCGUCGUCGAGGGCGACGCUCGUCACCGCUGGCUGCACGCUGUCCGUCGCCAACAUGUCCUGUCACGACGUGUCGCAAUCACCUAUCGCAAUCUGGGCGCCGAGUUCUGCGACUCCGGACCGCAUGCUGGUGUCGGCGAUCAGCUGCGGCUCAUUGCCAAGAACUUCUCCGGAGUGCCAAGUACUUGAUUAGCACCAGGGAGUAGUGAAAUACCGGUAUUUUAUUACUGCCUGAUUAGCACGGUGGCACCGCGUACCGGUGAACACUCCGUUGUUGUCUUGUCACCGACAUUCCCUGAUUUUUUUUACUUUCUGGAAUUUCUUUUUAUCUUUUGUCCUUGCUCAGCUGGCCUGAGCCAAGGAGUGGGAAUAAUGUGCCAUACAUGAAGUACAAGUACCACUACAAGUACUAUACUAUCUAUAGAAGCCUUGCUUGUGACAUCUCGAAAUGAAGAAUGACAUAUUCUAGCCGAAUACAAAGUUUUAUCAUGAUUUUCAAUAGAUUCGACUGUAGUGUAUAGCAUUUUCUGUGAGGAUUUUUGACAUGGAACAUCCCUUUGCACUUCAGUCCAGACUGGCAUCGCACUUUCACCAGCCCAUCUGUUGCAGGUAUUCAGGGCAUGGGAAAGAGUAGGGAGUAUUAAAAAAAAACGUUUGGCUUUCUAGUGCUGCUUCAGCAAGAGUAUAAGCUCCCUGUUUGUAUGGGUAUGAGCCAGAGAGCAGUAAAAAUGUAAAA